Molecule: messenger RNA, 586 nt
Organism: Anneissia japonica
Lineage: Eukaryota; Metazoa; Echinodermata; Crinoidea; Comatulida; Comatulidae
Exons: 2
Coding region: 18-350 (110 amino acids)
Molecular function (GO): ubiquitin-protein transferase activity; metal ion binding
Source: RefSeq, a predicted model, not a curated record
CUACUGUUGAAUGCAAAAUGAAUCCCGGAGAAUACUGGUUACAGCCAAGUAAAGCAUCUCAUCAAAAUUACCAGCGUCGACUGGAAUGUUAUGCAAAAUAUUUCAUGAAAGUUGGAGAUGAAGUGAAAAGGGGUUUAAGUUGGCCUCUAGGCACAUAUGACUCGUACGACGGAAACGGACAGAAGUCAGGAAAAAUCACGCGAAUCAACCAAACACGAAGUGGCACUACAGUUACCGUAAAUUUUGGACCACCAGACAACCAAACAAUAGAAUGCCCAAUGAAUACUGGAAACUACUACUUGUUGCCCCUUCAACAUUCAUUUCCUUUGAUUGAUUGGGUUGAGUUUUAAAUGUCACAGAGUUUAACUACAGCACAUAUACAUUUUGAAAGGAGUAAGUUUUAAAACUAUAUUUUAAGUCGCUUUUGUCUAUACUAAAAAUAAAUACAUGUCAUAGUGAGUAUUCUUUAAAAUUAUACUUUUAAAAUUGUUGCCCCUAACUUGACUCUCAUGUUCGUUUAGAGAUUAAAUAAGGAAUGUUCAGUUUUUACCGUCUUACUUAAAACUUAAUUCCCAUAAAACUUCUA